Messenger RNA from Pseudovirgaria hyperparasitica, 1245 nucleotides. RefSeq lists its product as uncharacterized. Gene Ontology annotation, biological process: adenylate cyclase-activating G protein-coupled receptor signaling pathway. Gene Ontology annotation, cellular component: plasma membrane. The transcript has 4 exons. Bases 1 to 1245 code for a protein of 414 amino acids. The record is from RefSeq and is a predicted model, not a curated record. Gene Ontology annotation, molecular function: G protein-coupled receptor activity. NCBI's taxonomy places the organism in Eukaryota, Fungi, Ascomycota, Dothideomycetes, Acrospermales, Acrospermaceae.
AUGUUGGAUGUGUCGCUUUUGAAACCAGACCAAACCUCUCUCUCUCCACUGCCGGAUGGUCAUUUUAAAGGUUUAAUAGCAGUUACCUUCUUUGGAUUCUUGUCAUUCGCUUCAUCGUUCGGCUUGUUGGUUCUUCUCUCUUAUAGAUUGAUUUCUUGGAUGAGAGCCGGAAAAGGAUCCAAUCAGUUCGCUAUUCUCAUCUUCAACUUAAUCCUCGCGGAUGUUCAACAAUCGCUGGCGUUCCUUCUGAAUGCAGAAUGGCUCGCCGGUAACGCUAUCAACGUGACCUCGAACUCAUGUUGGGCCCAGGGAUGGUUCAUCUCAACAGGUGACCUAUCAAGUGGUGUGUUCUGCCUCGCCAUUGGCCUUCACACAUUCUCUACAGUCAUCCUGAAUUAUCGCCUCCCGAUGCCAUACUUCUUAUCAACGGUCCUGAUCUGCUGGGUCUUUGUCUAUGUGGCAUCUGUGAUUCCAGUAAUCAUGUAUCCACAUGACAUAUAUGUUCGUGCUGGGGCUUGGUGUUGGAUCAACAGCUCUUACGGUGACCUCCGCCUGUGGACCCAUUACUUCUUUAUCUUCAUCGCAGAGUUUGGCACCGUCUUCAUCUACGCCAGCAUUUACUUUAUGUUAAACCAACGCAUACGGUCCAGUUCGUUCUCGGUAGAUGAAGCAAAGAAAGCAAAGCAAGCUGCCAAACUCAUGGUCGUCUACCCGCUCGUAUACGUAAUAUGUACCGUCCCUCUUGCAUCAGCACGUAUGGCGAGCAUGAGCACCCGCAUGUCACCCUCGGUCGAAGUCCUUUGUUUCGCUGGUAGUAUGAUCACGAGCAAUGGCUGGAUGGAUGUCCUGCUCUACACCUUGACAAGGAAGAUCAUGAUCUUCGGAGAUGAGCCGCCCGAAGAUAAGAUUGGUCUGGAAACAUUUCAGAUACCUGGCGUCAUAGAAUCACGUUUCGGAACGACCACAAUAAUUGUAGCUGCUGGAGGAGGCAAGGGUAGGAACAAAGGCCGGGGGCUUAGCCGACACAACAGCACAGACCAUCUAGUCAGCGAUAUCCACUACCUCAGGGGCGUGAAGACAUCGACCACUGUUGAGGUGCGUACCGAGCCUCUGGAAUUAGGAGAUAUCCAAGAACUGUCCGAAAUCGAUGCGAGGAAGAAUCCGUCAGCCUCGAAGGAACGCGGGAGCUUCGACUCGAAAUGUAAUGAUUCUAUAGAGGGCCAGGAAUGGCCGAAACCGUUCUAG